AGUAUUUAUUUUAAAUAUUUGAUAGAAUGUCUCAUGUUUGAAGUUUAAUUGAAUUUUGUAAAAUUUUAUUUUAAUGUAGAUAUAUAGAAUUUAUUAACCUAUAUGUUUAGAAAAAUUCACGUGGCAGUAGUAAAAAAUUAUGUUUAACAAUGAGCUCUCCUUCAGGCAAAGUUACUAAAGUUAUUGUGACAUCACCACACAUUUACAAACCAGUAGGACCUUACAGUCAAGCAAUUUUAGUGGACAAAACUCUAUACAUAUCAGGAGUGUUAGGUUUAGAUACGCAGGCAAAAUUAGUAAAUGGGGGAGCAGAAGGGCAAACAAGACAGGCUUUGGCCAACCUAAAACAUGUCCUUGAAGCCGGUGGCUCUUCAUUGGAAGCAGUAGUCAAAACCACCAUUCUGCUAGGAAACAUAGAUGAUUUUAAAACUGUCAAUGAAAUUUAUGGCGAGUUUUUUGUAAAAGACUGUCCAGCUCGAGCUACAUUUCAAGUGGGAAAGCUGCCACUAGGUGCAGCUGUGGAGAUAGACGCUAUAGCCCUCAGUGGAAACCUCACAAUUGCUGAAGCAGGCCCAUGCCCCUGCAGUAAGGAUUAAAACGUGAUAUACUUUUUUUCUAUGGGCUGUUGUUUAUAAAACGUUAAUAAUAUUCUGUUUUUGGUAAAACGUACAUAAAUUAUAUUUUGUCAAUAAUUUAACCGUCAAUACUUGUUUGUGAAAAGUUUUUGCAAAAUUUAAUAUAUAAUCACGCUUCAAAUAAAAUGUUAUAACUAUUGAA
Danaus plexippus (monarch butterfly) is the source of this 777-nucleotide messenger RNA. RefSeq names its product 2-iminobutanoate/2-iminopropanoate deaminase-like. Gene Ontology annotation, molecular function: deaminase activity. The transcript is spliced from 3 exons. Bases 150 to 596 code for a protein of 148 amino acids. Lineage: Eukaryota; Metazoa; Arthropoda; Insecta; Lepidoptera; Nymphalidae. Gene Ontology annotation, cellular component: cytosol. The record is from RefSeq and is a predicted model, not a curated record.